AAAACUGCUUUCCCUAGUACACUUCAACUCAAAGCCCAGGAAAAUGCCAGUGUGUGUGAGAGUGGAAACAUAACGUUAGUGAGAUUGAGAGAUGUAUGUUAGAUAAUCAGUCAAAAGAAGAAAAAAGUUUGAAGAAACUGAAGAGAAACAGAUACCAUCUCAAUUGGGAUAUUUACUGACGUAGUUUAACAGUGUGCUACAGUUACACCACUUGGACCUUUGAAGAGGCACUUUGGUUAUUACAGCAAGAUCUCGAAGGUGACAUUGGACUCACAUGGAACUUUCCGCUUUAAUUCGAGGAUAAUGACCAGCUGAUAAACACCAUGCGCAAGACCUGCAAUAGCAAGUUGACUAUAUCAAGACUCAAGUUGUAAGGUGGUGUAACAAGUCACUGGUUGGAAUUUGGAACUUUUUGUAGUAAUGAUUUGAAUUUGAAAAUAAUUAUUUUGAGUUCAAUCUGUUACUUUGCUAAAUGCAAUUCAGUUUCUUGCUGAGCUAAAAGUACUUACAGCAAAGUUACUGUCCAUUCUGAACAUUCCCAGUUUUCACUGUAAUUUGAUCCCACACACUCUGCAAUAAUUAUAAAGCAGAGCUGGAAAGCAGUAAAGGAGAUUUGUCAUUAAGACUGCCUAAAUAAAGAGGCAGGCAAAGGGCGAGGUUUGUGGAUUCAGCCGUGGAGGUGCAGCAAUACCCGUUUCAUCCAGAUCCACCCAAGAACUGUUCAUGGACCCCCAAGGAGGCCACUAUCUCAACAAGGCAGCGGUGCUGUCUGGACUCGGUGCUGCCCGCUUGUGCCAGCUACUGUUGGGUUGCACCACCAUGGCCCUGGUGGCCCACAGCGCAGGUUUUAGUGCCACCUACGGCACCUUCUGCAUGUUUGUCUGGUGCUUCUGCUUUGCCGUCACUUCUGUCAUUUUCACCAUGGACGUCACAAGGCUGCAAGGGUGUAUGUCCAUCUCUUGGGACAACUUCACCGUGGCCUACGCCAUGUUGGCCACGCUCAUGUACGUCACGGCCUCGGUGGUGUACCCUGUCUAUUUCCUCAGGUCGGAGUGCCCGUCGGAGGGCUGUGAGGUACGUAACUACCGCAUCGCUGUCACCGUUUGCUCCAGCAUCUGCUGCUUUGCUUACGGGGCUGAGGUGUUUAUCACGCGGGCCAAGCCGGGGCAUGUGGUGGGAUAUAUGGCCACUGUGUCAGGCCUCCUAAAGGUGGUCCAAGCCUUCCUAGCCUGCAUCAUCUUUGGCGCUCUGGCUAAUGACAGUGAAUACAACCGGCACAUCCCUACACAAUACUGCGUGGUAGUCUACAGCCUGUGCUUCGCAGUGACAGUGGUGGUGGUGGCUCUCACGGUCUCAGGGAGAACAUCGGCUCUGCGCUUCCCUUUCGACCGCUUCGUGGUCAUCUACACCUUCCUAGCCGUGCUGCUCUAUUUGAGUGCUGCUGUGGUCUGGCCUGUUUUUAGUUUCGAUAAGAAGUACGGGACCCCAGGGCGACCAGAAGACUGUCCAAGAGGAAAGUGCCCAUGGGACAGCAAGCUGGUGGUCGCAGUGUUCACGUUUGCCAACCUGGUCCUGUAUUUUACCGACCUGGUGUACUCUCAAAGAAUACGAUUCGUCUCACAUUCAGCAGCAUAACACCAUCUCAUCUCCAGUCCACUAGCUGUUUAAAUACUGGAAUUUUGAAAAAUACAGCCAACCCAAUAAAAUGCAGUUGCUGUGUACUAGUAUAUGAAAUACCAAAGUGUGUUUUUGUUAUUUUAUUUUGUUGAUUAGAUCUCCUAACUGCUGGGCUUGAACAUGUCAUUCGCUCUUUUCAUAAAAUUAUUACAUUGCUUAUUUGUCAUACCACAGUGAAAUGAAAUCAAAGUAAAUGUGGGUUCAUAUCAACUGCUACCUAGAAAUGACCUCUGUGAAAAUGCAUCCCUGCGAUUUACACUGUAAACCUUAAAUGCAUUGUUUACCCAAAAAUGACAAUGGACCCUUUUCAUAAACUGUGAUAAUGCAUUUUUGCCUUAUUUACAGAGUUUCCACUUUUCUCGACCAAUGAAUUUCCUUAAAAUUUUCCGUCAUUUGUGAUUUCUGGAAACCCAUUUUUAAAAAUCAUUUUAAUUCAGGCUUAUUUGCAAAAGAUUUCAGGGCUGCGUUUCCCAAAAGCAUCGCAAGCUUAAGUUGAUCGCUGAGACCAUUGGCGCCAGUGGUUUCUACGAUCUACUUAGGCCUACGAUGCUUUUGGGAAAUGCGGCCUUGAUCAUUUUGUGAACCAUUUCCACCAAAUAACUGCAAAGAACUGACUCAAAAGAAGGGUUCACUUAUAAACUGGAUUAAUGCAAGGAAGAUCUGCUCUACUAAACGAGCAAUAUUUAUGGGAAGAAAUAUUUUACAGCACAGCAUAACUUGAAAAAUUAAUUUUCACUGUGGAAACUUUCAUGAUUUUUCCAUGUCUUUUCAGAUUUUAUUAAUUUCCAUGACUUGAUAUUUUAAUGUUUUGCAUGCAGUAGUUGAGGGAAUGACAGUAAAUUUGUCAUCACUCUCUCUUAUGACUGCUGUAAUUUACCACUCUCUCUAUUUCUUUCUUUCUUUCUUUCUUUAUCUAUUGGAAAGUUGUGGAAAUGCAAAAGUAGAUUUUUUAUUGUAAAAAAACAUCUCAACACUAAAAAUGUUGUUGUGGCCUGGAACAUAAGUCAUUAUGAGGCUUGUGUUUAGUGCAGUAUAAUGCAUAUUAAUUGCUAUAGGUUUAAUGUGUCAUAUUAUCAUACUUUUAUUAUCAUUCUAACAUAGCAAGCUUGAUUCUGGGCACUGUAAUUUGUACCAUUUGUCAGUUGUUUAUCCAAGUUCCUCUGACUAGGAGAAUAGAGCAUUCUGUAUAACUUUUGGCAUAUUGUUCAUGAAGAUAAAUACCAUGCUUUUUUUUUUUUUUUUUUAAAUGAAGGGCAUGAAUUGGCAUGCUGUUCUGUUUUCAUAUAGCAUCUCUGUUUAACCAGUAUUCAUUAUAUCGUUUUUAACAACUGAAAUCCUUAUAGUGUUGUGUUUUUCUAGAAUUUCACAUUAGAUUUGUGCUCUCAACAUAUUUCAAAAUAUGUCAAAAUAUGCUGGCAUUUUAAGUGGAGGCUGUUGUGUCCAGAUUACAGUUUCGUUCUAGUUCUCACCUCUUCUUAUGUGUUUAAGGACA
Myxocyprinus asiaticus (Chinese sucker) is the source of this 3169-nucleotide messenger RNA. Its product is annotated as myeloid-associated differentiation marker-like protein 2. Gene Ontology annotation, cellular component: membrane. The transcript has a single exon. The record is from RefSeq and is a predicted model, not a curated record. The coding region runs from base 724 to 1635 and encodes 303 amino acids. NCBI's taxonomy places the organism in Eukaryota, Metazoa, Chordata, Actinopteri, Cypriniformes, Catostomidae.